CACACGUCACACAUCUUAUUUACCUCGUAAUAAUGACUACCCUGAUAUCCCUAGUGACUAGUGACGUGUACAGUGAUCGACUCGACGACUCAAUCGCGACGAUGCGGCGGCUCGUGCUGCCCGCUCUGGGGGCUCUGGUGGCCUCCUUCCUCUUCAUCCAGCUACAAGCAGAGCCUCCUGACACUCCUGCAAGCGUCGAGCUUGAAGAUCCCGUCCCCAUUCUCACACAAGACGCGCUGCCUCAGACCAACACUCUGCUGGACCAGCUUCUCCCCUUAGACCCUUUCAACGUCUCAGAUGUCGCCCAGCUCUUUACUCAGAGUCCAGACUGGGGAGCUAUCGGUUCCUCCUUCGAAGACGCCGUCGUGGCCACAUUCAAGUGCUUAAAACUAUGGGGAACCUUCCUCCUGCUGGUAUUAGUGCCAAUACUUCAAGCUCUAGCGGUUGUGGGCGAGGCAGCGCUGCCUCACGUGCUCACGGUCGCCAAAAUGGCAGCGGACUACGUGAGCAAGAUGGAUCCACUGCAUCAAGCUCUUGUGGCUAUUACAGUGCUGUUUAUAGUCAUCUGUAUCCGCCAGGGAUACGUGCACAAGGCGAGAGUCCGAUACGUGCGCACUAGACGGUCGCUGGAGCUGAGAUACCGAGCUUUCGUGGCCAGUUUAAGUGCCAAAUGGCGCGUCGUGGCCAUUCUGCUGCCUCAUUUUCUGUUCUUUGCACUGAGCUAUGAGGCGCUGUAUUGGCUGCCCACGUCCUCGAUGGAUGUGCUAAGUAGUGAAGCUCUCUUUGGUCUAUUAUCCGUCGGGUAUCCACUGCUACACUCCAUCGGAGUGAUCCGACAAAAGAGACUGUACCCGAAACGUACCAAGACACCCGCGUCCAGACCAGGAAUCACAAGCGAGUUGAUAAAGAAAUUUGAGAAGAUCAGCAUCCCAGACUACGAGUGGAGAGCGUACGAAGCGUGUUUGAAGUACUGGGUCCUCUGGUCGCUAGCAGUCUGUGUGAUCGGUAUGGUGACGCUCUUCUUACCAGCUUUUGUGACCUCGUUCUUCACUGUUCCGCUGCAUUUCUGUAAUAUUUUCCUCAUUUGGAUGCACUCUCCGUUCACUCGAGGCGACAUCGCGCUCUACACGUGGCUGAGUCCGCUGGUUAGUCCGUACGCUAACCGGAUACAUGAACGUGAAGCCACAGUGAAUCCAGAAGCCGAAGAAAAGACGAACUUCUUGAUCCGGAUACUGGUAUCGCUCCGUGUGGUGCCAGAAAGACACGUUUACUUAGCGAAGGAUUUGUGGUCACAGGGCCCUGCGCUCUUCGGGCUGAUCUUCAUGUUCACACCAGGCUUCGUGGCCUCUCGAGGGUGUUCGUUGAUGGGAUUUGGCUUCCCCGCCUACGUCACGAUUGGAGUGCUAGGCGAGAAGCGGACACGGCGCUAUGAGUGGUGGAUCGCUUACUUUAGCGUAGCGGUGACUGUGGACUACUUGAUCACUGCGAUCGGACGAGAGAUCGGCUGGCUUCCGCUGUUUUACCACGCGAAGUUGCUUGUGAUGAUGUGGCUCCAAUUCCCGUAUUUCCAAGGAGCGGAACGAAUUUUUAACGCAUGCUUUUCAAGUGUCUUCAUUGUGCCAGAAACCAAAGACGAAUGAAUGGAUUUAUCUUCUGACUAUGAAUUUUUGAAGAUAAAGUAUAACCUGAAUAUGCUAAAACGCUUCAAGUGUCAAAUUUAGAGUUCCUUGCUCGCUAUUGUUAGGGUGUCAGUCGCUAUUCAAAAAUAGCAACUGUCAAGGACCCCUUUUAAGGGGUCCUUGAUAGUUGUGGUUGGCUUGGCAAGUGGAAACGA
Phytophthora nicotianae INRA-310 is the source of this 1834-nucleotide messenger RNA. RefSeq lists its product as hypothetical. Bases 33 to 1640 code for a protein of 535 amino acids. The record is from RefSeq and is a predicted model, not a curated record. The transcript has 2 exons. NCBI's taxonomy places the organism in Eukaryota, Oomycota, Peronosporomycetes, Peronosporales, Peronosporaceae.